CCCUGCCAGCUCCCCCUGCGCUCAGCCCCAGCCGGCCCGCCCCGGCGUCCUGAGCGCUCUGCAGCUGCUCGGGUCCCGUCCCUACUUGCUCAACCCAACCUCAUCCUUGGCUCUUCUCCCUGGUCGUCGUCUUCCUCUCUCCAUGUUCAGAUCUUUAAGAACCUCUUGCCAGCCUCCAGGAACAUUAUUGUAAUCUAUGUAUGGAAAAAGCCCAGAAAAUUAAUCCAUUUAUAGUGCAUAUACUCCAAGAGGUGGAUGAAGAAAUUAAGACAGGACUGGGCGAGGGAAUUAUAUUAAACAUCGCUGGUAACAAUCGCUUAAUACCAGUAGAAAGAGUAACAGGUGAAGAUUUCUGGAUCCUUUCCCGACUUUUGAGCCAUCAUGUAUACAUUAAUGGUGUGGAUGUCAGAUACAACCUCAUAGGCGAUGUCGGUGGAUACUACGCUGCCAGGCUGCUGCGGAAACAACUUAAUCUCAUUUACUUAAACCUUAUGUUUAAUGAUAUUGGGCCUGAAGGUGGAGAACUGAUUGCUAAAGCCCUCCAAAAGAAUACAACUCUGAAAUACCUAAGAAUGACUGGAAAUAAGAUUGAAAAUAAAGGCGGAAUGUUUUUUGCUGCAAUGCUGCAAAUUAAUUCAACUUUAGAGAAAUUAGAUUUGGGUGACUGUGACCUGGGAAUGCAGAGCGUGAUAGCAUUUGCUACGGUACUAACUCAAAACCAAGCAAUUAAAGGGAUAAACCUAAACCGACCUAUACUGUAUGGUGAACAGGUGCGUACUCGACGUGACGGCUGUCAGUGUAACAGCGUGAGUAUAAACGAAGGCGCUGAAAUUGACGUCGAGGAAGAGUCCACAGUCCACAUAGGCCACAUGCUGAAAGAAAACCACUGCCUCGUCGAGCUCCACGUGUGUAAGCACGGCAUUAAGAACCAUGGCAUACAACAGCUGUGUGAGGCCCUGCAUCUGAACAGCAGCGUACGCUACCUUGAUGUCAGCUGCAAUAAAAUAACUCGAGAUGGAAUGAUCUAUUUGGCUGAUGUGCUGAAAAGCAACACUACUUUGGAAGUAAUAGAUCUCUCUUUUAACAGAAUAGAAAAUGCAGGAGCUAACUAUCUCAGUGAAACUCUUACUUCAUACAACAGGAGUCUUAAAGCGCUGUCUGUAGUCAGCAACAACAUCGAGGGAGAAGGACUUGUUGCACUUGCACGAUCAAUGAAAACAAACCCCACAUUCUCCAAUAUUUACAUCUGGGGAAACAAAUUUGAUGAGGCUACGUGUGUGGCAUAUUUCGACUUAAUUCAAAUGGGCCAUCUAGAGCUAGCGAACACAGAUGUGGAGCCAUUUGUGGUGGACGGACGUGUGUAUCUUGCAGAAGUUUCAAAUGGCCUUAAAAAGCAUUACUAUUGGACACCAACUUAUGGAGAAGCUUAUAGCCAGUCACCUAACGCGGGUUUUGCUCUUGUUCCAGUAGGGCAACAUCUAUGAAAAACAGGCUCUUAAGGGCUGCCUUAACCAUUUCUAUAGACUACUCUUAGUCUUAUGCAGAGAGCUGCAAGAUCUGUAUCUUGGACUCACCUCCAGCCACUGCCAGACACUUUCACAUGUCCCUCUCACCACCAUGCAAAUCUGUACACCCCAAAUUGUGUUCUUUUGUAAAGCUGUUCCUUAACUUCCCGAUCAGUCAGUGACAUCGCAUUGUCCCAAUCACCAACGAUCAAUCGUGAGGCGUUCGGCUCGGGGCUGUCUUGUAGAAAGAAAUAGAAACUGGCGAGGGCGUACGUGUGCUCCAUGUUGUGCUGCCAAAGAGAAGCUGGAGCUGGAUGCCACCCCUGGUCUGCGGUUAUAGUCCAUGCCCAGGCAGACUGAGACAUACCAAGCAUGCACAAGAACCCAAGAUCUGAUCAGGUGGAGGAAGGGGGGAUCAUGGCCUGACUACACCCUGUGGAUGGUGCUUGCUCCUCUGUCAUGUGCAUGCUAUCAUGAAUAAAGAAAACAAAUUAUUUGGAGAAAAAGGGGAACUUAAGGAUACAACAGCCCAAAUGACUGACACCUGGGGCAGCCAAGGAAGCACAGCUGUGCUCCUUCGAGUGGGACUGCAGGGCCAG
This is a messenger RNA of Tupaia belangeri chinensis (Chinese tree shrew), 2104 nucleotides long. It is a transcript of the gene LRRC34, whose product is annotated as leucine rich repeat containing 34. The coding region runs from base 201 to 1484 and encodes 427 amino acids. The record is from RefSeq and is a predicted model, not a curated record. The transcript has 12 exons. NCBI's taxonomy places the organism in Eukaryota, Metazoa, Chordata, Mammalia, Scandentia, Tupaiidae. Gene Ontology annotation, molecular function: protein binding.